Cucurbita pepo subsp. pepo (vegetable marrow) is the source of this 1058-nucleotide messenger RNA. RefSeq names its product vesicle transport v-SNARE 13. Gene Ontology annotation, molecular function: SNARE binding; SNAP receptor activity. Gene Ontology annotation, biological process: intracellular protein transport; vesicle fusion; vesicle-mediated transport. Lineage: Eukaryota; Viridiplantae; Streptophyta; Magnoliopsida; Cucurbitales; Cucurbitaceae. The record is from RefSeq and is a predicted model, not a curated record. Gene Ontology annotation, cellular component: ER to Golgi transport vesicle membrane; SNARE complex; Golgi apparatus.
AAGCCUUCAUUUGCAACAACAAAAUUUGGUGCUUCCGACGGGCGUCGGUACCUAUUCCUCUUGUUCUUUAAUUGUUUCAAUUGCUUAGUCACGAAUUUUCACGUUCUACAAUCUUCGCCUUUGGGUUUCACCAUCUCUGAUCGAAUUGGGUUUGGGCACGAUGAGUGAGGUGUUUGAAGGGUAUGAGCGCCAAUACUGCGAGCUCUCAGCGAACCUCUCAAGAAAGUGCACUUCGGCUGGUGCUCUAAAUGGAGAGCAAAAGAAGCAAACGGUUUCUGAAGUGAAGGCUGGGAUUGAUGAAGCAGAAGCUCUGAUUCGAAAAAUGGAUCUUGAGGCCAGAAGUUUGCCUCCUAAUGUCAAGGCUGUCCUUCUGGCUAAAUUAAGAGAGUACAAAUCUGACCUCAACAAUUUGAAAAGUGAAGUUAAACGCAUUGAAUCCGGAAACUUAAAUGCAGCCACUAGAGAUGAGUUGCUGGAAUCAGGAAUGGCUGAUACACUGACGGCAUCGACUGAUCAAAGAGCAAGAUUAAUGACCACAACAGAGAGGCUAGGUAAGUCUAGUGAUAGAAUUAAGGAAAGUCGAAAAACCAUGCUAGAAACAGAAGAACUUGGAGUUUCAAUUCUUCAAGAUUUGCACUCGCAGCGACAGUCUCUCUUGCAUGCUCAUAAUACGCUUCAUGGAGUAGAUGACAACAUUGACAAGAGUAAGAGAGUUUUAACCAACAUGUCAAGAAGGAUGAACAAGAACAAAUGGAUUGUUACAUCCAUUAUUGUUGUCCUUGUCUUGGCCAUUGUCCUGAUUUUGUACUUCAAACUUUCUAAAUAGCAAGCUUAUCUCCUUCAUUUGGGUGUUGCUUGUUGAAACAUGACUUCGUGUUUUCUUUUCUUUUUUUCUUUGUGGUCUGUUGUGAGUUUGCACAAUGACUCGUGUCAAGAUUAACUAUUUCUUGCCUGCGUCUCAGUCUUCUGUGUUCAAGAAACAAUAUUAAUGAUGUAUAAGGUUUACCCAACAUUUAAUAUACUGUUUCUAAUACCUUACAGGACAUGGUAUUCGUUUA